Molecule: messenger RNA, 858 nt
Organism: Neurospora crassa OR74A
Lineage: Eukaryota; Fungi; Ascomycota; Sordariomycetes; Sordariales; Sordariaceae
Exons: 1
Coding region: 1-858 (285 amino acids)
Source: RefSeq, a predicted model, not a curated record
AUGGCACCCAUUACAAACAUCACCACGGCCAUCAUCGACGCUCUCAACCAGGCACGAGCAGCCACCGACCCCUCCUCGCCGGUCAACCUGACCGUCAACAACAUAAAUCAAGUCCAGCCACCCACUUCUCCAUCCGGACCCUUCAGCAACUCCUUGCUGAUCUCUAUCCUCACCUUCUUCGCAGCACUAGCGAACAUCUGGCUCGGUCUGGGCGGCACAGGCGUCAUCGCCAUCAUUCUCUUUCUUGUCCAGUGCUACAAGAAAGGGAAAUGGCCGCAGUCUCCCGAAGAAGACCAGGUGGAGUUGACCAGGGAGCAUGUCGAGCUAACCCGCGAGCUCCUGGAGGUGACCAAGAGAAUAGAGGAAGGUCGAUUUGACUACGAGUCCAGUGCCAAGGAGCAUCAUGACCGGCAAGGACGCCAGAUGGAUCUCCUGCUCAAGCACUUCAGCAUCAAGGACCGGCCGUGCCUUCAUUCGAAUUGGGAGGGCCAUGGGGCGUACUGCACACCCGAACGGAACUUGAACUGGAGGUACGAUGCUUGGGAUUGGGAUUCUGAGAAGCGGGACAUCGACUGGUCGGUUUUUGGGAGUCGGGAGAACCUGAUUCCUUUCGAUAGCUGGUCUGAGCAACGAACGGAGUCGGGUGGGGAACAGCGGAGUGGUGGUGCGGGCUUGGAAAGCGACGAGUUGGUGAACAGCCUGCCUAGUGGCUGGAUCAGAGUGUCGGAGUCGGUGGUUGAAAACCAGAUCGUGACGGAUUGGGGGAACCACGAGAAGAUGGUUUGGUUGGAAGGUGUUGAGGAAGGUUUGGCUGGACUACCUCUUUAUCACGGCACAACAAAAUUGAAAGCUUCUUGA